CGUAUAUCCGCGCGUAAGUCAUGGAUUUAUUUGAUCAGGCAACAUCCACUGACCAUAGUGCAGGGUCGCCCUUGAUUUCUCUGGUUAAUAUUUUGGCCGUAUCAUAUCUUUCGGAGUAUUACAGCGUUUGUGUUGUCAAACCAAAGGAAGAGUUUGUGAUAAUCGAUGUGGAAAUUUCAACGAUGAUUAUAAUCGUUGAUGAGCGAUUUAAUCAAACAUUGUUGCAAGGAAUCGAGCAUGGAUGUCAGGCGUUCAUUGUCUUUCAACAGGUAGCACUGUGGCCAUUUUUGGACUCGUUCCUGGACGUUCACGACGACUCCGAUCAAAGAUCCUCGAGGAAAAAGUUGAUUGUUGUGAUAGAUUCGACAAGCCCGGAGAUCUUCGAAAGAUUUUGCAAUCAUCCUGCUGUGAAAGACCUUCCGGAUGUCCUGAUUGUUGUAGCAUCUACAGAAAAUGAAACAAUGCAGUUUUACACGACUGAAAUUUCUGGAGAUGGGACUAGGGGCAAUGUAUUGGUCCGAAUGUUACCCGUUACUCCACCGGAUUAUUUUUCCAAUAAAAGUAAGAAUAUGAAAGGUGUGCCGAUAAGAUUUCAAACGUUGAUGUACCCACCGUUUACGUAUUAUGCUGAGACUACGCCUGAAAAUGCAAACGCCAGAAAGGAUCCCCGAUACUACGAGGAUGAUACACCCAUAUUUAUUGAUGGAACCGAGCCUCGUUUGCUGGUUGAGUUCUGUCAACGAAAGAAUUGUACUAUUGAUGCAUAUUUUGAUGAAGUCGGUUUAUGGGGAGGUGUUUCUGAAAACCGUACUGGGACGGGGAUUCUCGGCGCAGUUGCUACACGUCGGGCUGACUUUGCGGUAGCUGCUAACUAUUACUGGCUUGGUCCAUACCGCUUCGCCACCUACUCCGAGGUCAUCAGCCGCUCUGGACUGAUUGUGUUGGUCCCGAAACCAAACAUAGUGGCCCCUUGGCGUACCCCGUUUCUGUCGUUUUCCAAAAGUCUCUGGAUGGCAGUGGCUGUUGCAUUUUCGGUCGGCGUUUGUGCAGUAUGGUUGAUCGAGAAGGGUCGCUCGCACAUCGUGGGAUCAUCCAGGGGACACCCAAAAAGCCUCAGCGAUUCUUUUCUCACUAUGAUCGGGUUCUACAUGGAACAGAAUGCCUUCAUGAGGAACGAUCUGAUGGCUUGUGUUUUCCUGUUUAGUGCUUUGCUGUUUGCUGGCUUUAUGGUAGGAAACCUUUACGGAGCUGGUUUGGCGGGCAUCAUGACGAUUCCACAGUUUGAAAGAGCCAUCGAAACGCGACAUGAUUUGGCUGAUAGGGGUCUGAUAUUUGUUGGAAACGAUCUGGCAUGGAUGUUUGCCCUAAUGCCUUCUCCUCAGGCCUACAUACAAAAAAUCGUGAGACACUUUAAAGUGGUAGACGACGAGUAUAUGAUACAGCACAGGAACAUCCAUGACGUGGGAUACAUCGGAGAGAGAACACAGUUUGGACACUUUGGACCCGUAGAUUACUUGGACGUGGAGUCGUCCAAGCACUUCCAACUCCUCAAGGAGGAUUUGUCCUACCAGUACUGUGUGGUGAUCCUUACCAAAACAUGCCCUUUCAAGCAGAGCUUCAACGACCUUAUGAUAACCAUUCGCCAAUCUGGUAUCCAAUACUUUUGGGAAACUUUGGUCGCCAACCGUUACCUCAGUGUAACAAUUCAACAAAAUCUACUGGGCAGUGGUCCCUCGGACAACGAUGCGGUGGUUCUUGGCGUGUCGCACUUUUUGGGUGCAUUUCUGAUUCUAAGUAUUGGAUGUUCGUUCGCUUCGAUAGUUUUCUGCUUGGAGUGUGUGUAUGUAAAGCUGAAGAAAUCUGGAAUCAAAAUAAAUUGGAUGAUGGGAUGGAAAAACGUGCUAUCAUUUCCGUUGUUUGGCAGUAAAUACAUCGAAAAGAAUAACGUUGUUAGUAACGGAAGAUCAUAAUAUGCAUUGUUAUAGACCGAUACAAAUAAUAUAUUUUUAUGUUAUACUGUCUAUUAACAAGUAAUUUA
Molecule: messenger RNA, 2038 nt
Organism: Aedes aegypti (yellow fever mosquito)
Lineage: Eukaryota; Metazoa; Arthropoda; Insecta; Diptera; Culicidae
Gene: Ir41c
Exons: 7
Coding region: 21-1970 (649 amino acids)
Cellular component (GO): membrane
Molecular function (GO): ligand-gated monoatomic ion channel activity
Source: RefSeq, a predicted model, not a curated record